AAUACCGUAACAGGAUGUAUCUAUGAUCUAAAGUGGCGAUGCGGCAAAUAGGGACCCUGUCUUUGACACGGUUCUAUAACAUAGCAUUUAGGCAGCCACGGCAUUUCUCAAGUAACGCCAAAUUCGGCCCAUUAGGGAAUGAUUGGUGGGAUAUAGACGGCCCAGUUAGUGUUCUGCACGAUUAUAACUACGUACGUGUGCCAUUCAUAGCACGGUCAUAUGCUAACCUGAACGGUCAAGAAGAUAACCAUACAAAUGUACCGCAACUAGGAACUUUCAUAUGGGAUUGUAUAUUUAAAGAAGCUGAAAAGCGUUCAAAAGUACAUCUAUCAAGUAUACUUAACGGUGUACGUAUACUAGACGUAGGUUGCGGUGGAGGUAUACUUAGCGAGAUACUGGCAAAGUGCGGAGCUCACGUAACGGGCAUAGAUCCGUCCAAAGAGCUUAUAGAAGUUGCCAAACAGCAUAGGGAUACGGAUCUAGUAUACGACUGCGCAAAGCUAGGGUUAUCUGACGAGUGCUCAAGGAACUUGGAGUAUAUACAAGGUACUGUGGAAUCCUAUGCACAGAGUCACCACAAGGAACUAUUUGAUAUUGUAGUGGCUUCCGAAGUUAUAGAGCAUGUGCCAAAUAUACAAAAACAAGCAUUCAUCGACUCCAUUGCAAGGUUAACGAAACCCGGUGUUGUAGUUGAGUCAACAUUCUGCUGCUCCACGGGCUCAGACAUUGUGAACAUCCAAUACACAAGUAAUGUCUUGUGGUAUAGUGCCUUACAAAUUAAACUUCCGCUCUAUACGGGUCUCGUAGCAAAUGUUGCUUUGUGUGCGCCAGACAGUUCAGCUAUCAAGCGCAUUAGACACGACCUUCGUUAACACCAAUGUAGAUACCAGUAAUACAUAAAUAAUGUAAUGCAAUUUAAGCAUAUAUACC
Babesia bovis T2Bo is the source of this 930-nucleotide messenger RNA. Its product is annotated as 3-demethylubiquinone-9 3-O-methyltransferase. Gene Ontology annotation, molecular function: 2-methoxy-6-polyprenyl-1,4-benzoquinol methyltransferase activity. The transcript has a single exon. Gene Ontology annotation, biological process: ubiquinone biosynthetic process. NCBI's taxonomy places the organism in Eukaryota, Apicomplexa, Aconoidasida, Piroplasmida, Babesiidae. The record is from RefSeq and is a predicted model, not a curated record. The coding region runs from base 39 to 872 and encodes 277 amino acids.